Nylanderia fulva is the source of this 417-nucleotide messenger RNA. The record is from RefSeq and is a predicted model, not a curated record. Lineage: Eukaryota; Metazoa; Arthropoda; Insecta; Hymenoptera; Formicidae.
AUGCCACCUUCCAUGAUUUUAUUUGAUCUGAAAACGUCGCCAAAGAAGAAUGUUUUGGAACAAAUACCAAGAGGCUGGAAAGUGGAAAACACGGAACGUGGCUGGAUGACAGGUGAAAGCUUUUACAGUUAUAUAAGUAAUGUAUUUUACAAAUGGCUACAAGAGAACAAUUACGUGUUUCCUAUCAUUUUAUAUGUAGACGGACAUAGCUCACAUAUGACGCUACCACUACUUAAGUUCUGCAAAGAGCAUCUUAUAGAACUAGUAGUGCUCUAUCCAAAUGCCACACACAUCAUACAACCAUUAGAUGUUGCUGUCUUCCAUCCACUGAAGGAUUCUUAUAGAAAAGUGUUACGUCAAUGGAGAAUCGACAAUAAUGUUGUUGAUGUUAAGAAACAUAUGUUUGCUCCAAUUUAA